CGCGACUCUGGGGAAGGCACAGGAGACGCAAAUACAUUGCCGUCGUUUGUUUUGAAUACUCAAAUCGUUUCUCCGCGAAACAAACACAAGAACACGGCCUCCUCAAAGUCGUCGUAAUAUCGGGUCCAAAGGGGAAUUUAACAGCGAGUCCCCCGCGCUAUUAUUCCUCAUCCACUGCUCCAGAGGCGAAGGGGAUCGUGCUACUCUUUUUGCACUCCCGAAAGAAGAGUAUCAAUCCGGCGCUACGCCGAUACGCGAAACUCACGAAAAGUUUCGUCGCUUAGAACGAAGUUUGGGCCUUCCGACAAAUGGCCGCAAACAAGAAGCCUAGUUGAAUUUCUGUGUGGUUCCGCUCUAUUGUUGCCAGAUCCACAAUCUUCCCUGCAUAUAAGUUAUUGGCCCCCUAUCCCGAAGGGACCUCUGACCGGAACACUCUUCAGCAAUGGCUCCGAAACCUCAGACCCCACCCAAUAAACGAGGAUUCAAAGUUGACCGACCAUUUGUCCACUCGACACCGAUUCCACUAGAACCCGACUCAGACUCAGACUUCAAUCCCGGGGCUGUGUCUGUCUCACCGCCAAAGGUGAAGAAAAGGAAGGCGACCAGGAGGAAAGGGACAGGCGAGGGACCUUCUACUUCUCGUCCUAGAGGCAGGAAGCGUCGUAUCGAAGCCUUGAGUGGCAUCAGGGGUGGCAUCAGGGAGAAGAAGGAACAAUCCGAUUCGUCUGGUCUUGGCCAACGGCAGAAGGCCUUCGCUGCUUACUUUCAGGAACUUGACCUUCAGUCUGCUUCUGAGGGGGAAAACGCUGACGGAGAAGAGGAAGACGACAUCGAAAACAUUGAUAAGGACACGGAAGAUGAGGAUGAAGAGGAGAAUGAAGAAAAAGAUGAAGAAGAGGAUGAAGAUGACGGAUAUGCCAGUGCUAACGAAUCCAGACACGGAAAAGAUGAAGUCGCAGCCUCUCGUGCGGCUUCCAUUUCCUCAACCUCGCGUACAGUCAUUAGCCGUGUUGAAGAGGCCUCGCAGCAGAAGACGGCCGAUGAUUCCGUCACAGAGUCCGAAACUGAGCCAGAGGACGAACCCCCUCCUCAGCUAAUGAUGGGUUCCAAGAGGAAAAUUAUAGACGAAGUUUCGCCAAGUGUGGCUGUCAAGAAGGCGCGCACAGACGAGCCUGUGGGAGACGAUUCCGUGACCGAACCGGAAUCAGAGACUGAACCAGAAUCCGACGAGGAUUAUCUCCCUGAAUUUAGUUUGGACCCGCGGCCUGCCUUUGAGAAGCCAAAGGGCCAACGGAUUUUGCCGCCCUUUUAUCUUGAAGAGGAUAAGAGCGUGAAGGUUCCUGCAUGGUUCAACACGUUUCUGAGAGACUACCAACGCGAUGGUAUCAAGUUUUUCUAUGAUCGGUUCAAACAGGGCCGUGGAGGCCUGCUCGGUGAUGAUAUGGGACUCGGCAAAACAAUUCAGAUUAUCGGUUUUCUGCUUGCCAUCAUGCACAAGUACGGAGACGAGCGCGACAGUGACCGACGGUACAAGCAUGUUUCGAAAUUGCAAGAUGGCGAUUCGUGGAAGAAGCAUCGGAAACUGGCCCCUGCAAACGAGACAUGGCCGACUGCGCUAAUUAUUGCCCCUAGUAGUGUAGUGGGUAACUGGGAACGAGAGUUUCAGAAAUGGGGGUACUUCGAGGUCGGCAAUUAUUCAGGAUCUGACAAAGAUUAUGUAUUGAAAAACUUCAACAUGGGACGAUUGGAUGUCUUGUUGAUGUCGUUCGAGACCGCGCUUCGAGACAUCGAGUUACUUUAUGACCUCGCUGCAUCUGUGAUAAUAGUGGACGAAGCCCAUCGUGUCAAAAAUCCACGCGCGAAGAGCACAAUCGCCUUCCAUCGUUUUGAAUGUCCCGUUAGAUUUGGGCUCACGGGUACCGCGAUUCAAAACUCGUACUCCGAGUUGUGGAAUAUCAUUAACUGGACUCAUCCUGGAUGUGUUGGAAGCAAGAAGCAAUGGGAAGGUUAUGUAGAUCGACCAUUGACGAAAGGCCAAAGCAAGAGUGCGUCGGCAGAGGAACGUCUCCAGGCUGUCCUCGUAGCGAGGAUUCUCAAGGACAAAGUUCUUCCGGACAAUUUCCUAAGAAGGACGAAAUCUAUCAUCAAAGAUCAGCUUCCUGAGAAGAUCGAUGAAGUCGUCUUCUGCCCAUUGACACUGCAACAGAUCGAAGUCUAUAAACGGAUACUCAGUUCAAAACAAGUGCAGGACCUCGUGCGGAAGGAUGAACCUUGCGAAUGUGGAUCUCGUGCCAAGCGGAAGGAUUGUUGUCAUCCGUACGAGAAGGGUGCUCUUUUCAAAUUUGUGUCGGCUUUGAUCAAGGUCUCUAAUCAUUUGGCUUUGGUACUUCCAUCUCCAUCGGACAGCUCGGAACAGAUUGCUCGCAAUAGAGAACUCGCGGACAUAGCGUUUCCCCAUGGGCGUACUCCAAAGUUUGGCCCCGCAAUGCUUGUACCGGACUUUUGUGGGAAAUGGAUGAUCCUGCAAAAGCUUCUUGAACAGUGGAGGAAAGAUCCACUGAACAAGGUCUUGAUAUUCACCAAAUCCGUAAAAUUGCUUGACAUGCUCGACUUCCAUUUGAAGACCAAAGGUUUGGGAUUCCUUCGAUUAGAAGGCAAGACACCCCCAUCCGAAAGGAUGCCCAUGAUUGACAGGUUCCAUGAAGACCCUGACGUGUUCAUAUUUCUUGUUUCGACUCUUGCGGGAGGAACGGGCCUUAAUCUCACCGGCGCAAACAAGGUGGUCAUCUUCGAUCCCAACUGGAACCCAGCUCAUGACCUGCAAGCCAUGGACCGUGCUUAUCGAUAUGGUCAGACUCGUAAUGUCUCCGUGUACCGCUUGUUAGCUGCCGGAUCUAUCGAAGAGCUCAUCUACGCUCGCCAAGUGUACAAACAACAACAAAUGGCUGUCGGUUACAAUGCCAGCCUUCAGACUAGAUAUUUCGAAGGUGUGCAGGGUGAGAAGACCAAACAAGGCGAGCUCUUCGGGAUCAAGAAUCUAUUCAAACUUCAUGAAGACACAUUGGCUACUAAGAUGACGAUUGAGCGGGCGACUAUGACGGAUCUCAACUGGGCUCUAGCACAUAUGGAGAGCAAGUCUAAGAGACGCAUUGCCGAUGGUGUUGUAGACCUUGUGCGAGAGGCUAAACCCAAAGGAGAAAAGGAAUAUGACGACCUGGAUGGGUUGGAAUUGCUUCUAUUUGAUGAAAGUGCUCCGGAUGCCGGACAGGAUGAUAUUCACAGGAUACUCAAUGAUAUCGGUGUCGACUAUACCCACCGGAAUGAGCACCUGAUUAAGAGCAACGCUAUUGAGGAAAGGCGUGUGCAAGCUCUGCUGGAGGAGAAGAAGAAGGCUAAGCAGCAAGCGAAGGAGAGGGCCAAACAGCGUAAAUCUCCAACUGCAAAGGAUGAGUCGCCGCAGCCAUCUUGGCCGCCAAAGCGACGACAUCACAAACCACCGAUGACGGCGGAACAGAAGCUGCAAGCAAGACAGAUGGCCAUGAUCGACCUUGGAAUUAUCAGCAGCAUCGAUGAUGUCAAGACUUUUGCCCAAGAGUUCACCCGAAAGUCCGAAGAAGAACAGAGAACACUUUUGUCUCGACUUGACGAACGCUCAAAGCAGAUGCAGAAAGGAAAAUGAAUCGAAGACACUAACUUAUAGAAUAUCUAUGACUGGCGUGUUGUAUGUGAAAACCUAGCCUCAUAAUGUAUCUUACAGUGUAUGUAAUCUAGAGGGAAUGUAUGCUGUCCAUCUUUGAAC
Messenger RNA from Somion occarium, 3799 nucleotides. The record is from the annotation of a GenBank genome assembly. NCBI's taxonomy places the organism in Eukaryota, Fungi, Basidiomycota, Agaricomycetes, Polyporales, Cerrenaceae.